Molecule: messenger RNA, 671 nt
Organism: Purpureocillium takamizusanense
Lineage: Eukaryota; Fungi; Ascomycota; Sordariomycetes; Hypocreales; Ophiocordycipitaceae
Exons: 2
Coding region: 150-671 (173 amino acids)
Source: RefSeq, a predicted model, not a curated record
CUCUCGCUCACCAUCGCUCGUUGCUUUUGCGUCUUCCGCCUUCGUUCACUCGCCCGCGCUGUGUUGAACAUCUGUUUGACAUCAACUCAAAGGGAAAAGCCGCGCCUUACUCCCUCCCGAGCUCACACUCUUUUUCGUCCUUGGCCAAAAUGAAGACCGCCGCUGCCAUCCUCGCCCUCUCCGGGCUCGCCGCCGCCGCCGCCAUUGACUUUUCCAAGUUCCCAGCGUGUUCGGUCCCUUGCCUCCAGGAAGCCAUCCCCUUGUCGGGCUGCACGGACCCCAACGACGUGGCCUGCUUCUGCAAGCCCGAGACGGUGCAGAAGAUGACGGCCAACGCCCUCAAGUGCCUUUUGGACAAGUGCGAUGCGUCCAAGAUUGUGGAAGUCAAGAAUGCAAGCGACGAGAUUUGCGCCAGCGUCGGCAAGAGCGUCGACAUGCCCAGCGGGACGCCGACGCCGCCGCCGACGGGCGUGGCGGCCCCGAGCUCCGCCUCGGCGCCGGCCGAUGGCUCCACCAGCGCCGUCGCCGCCACCACGAGCGGGGCCGCCCAGCCAACCGGCACGGGCGCUCUCACGCCCACGGCAAGCCAGCCCGCCAUCACGGCCGGUGCCAACGCCGGCCCUAUGGUUGGUGCCAUCGCCGCCGUUGUCGCCGUCGCCGUUGCCCUGUAA